AUGACGACCCUCCCUGAAUCCCUCUACGACCCGCGGACGCUCCCGCUCUCGUCCAUCAAAAUCCCCCCGGCCGAGGACCCGCUCCUCGCGUUCUUCACCAACCUCAUCAUGCGCCACGGCAAGCGGCAGGACGCGGCGCGCGUCGUCGCCAAGACCCUCGUCCACCUCCACGCCUUCACGCACGCCCCGCCGCUGCCGAUCCUCCGCCAGGCGGUCGCGCUCGCGGCGCCGCUCGUGAGCAGCUACGAGAUCCGCCGCGCGGGCAAGUCGUACGUCUUCCCCCGCGCGCUGUCCGAGCGCCAGCGCACGGCCCGCGCCCUCAAGACGAUCAUCAAGGCGAGCGAGCGCAGGGGCGGGCAGCACGCGCCGGAGCGGCUCGCGCGGGAGGUGCUCGCGGUGAUCAAGGGGGACAGCUCGGUGCUGCAGGUGAAGGAGCAGGCGCACAAGUUCGCGGUGCUGCACAGAGCGAGCGUGCUCAGCCCACCGAAAGUGCCGAAGUCGUUCAAGGUUUAG
Molecule: messenger RNA, 513 nt
Organism: Epithele typhae
Lineage: Eukaryota; Fungi; Basidiomycota; Agaricomycetes; Polyporales; Epitheliaceae
Product: ribosomal protein S7 domain-containing protein
Exons: 3
Coding region: 1-513 (170 amino acids)
Biological process (GO): ribosomal small subunit assembly; translation
Cellular component (GO): ribosome
Molecular function (GO): mRNA binding; rRNA binding; structural constituent of ribosome
Source: RefSeq, a predicted model, not a curated record